GACGUUUCUCGAGAUCCGCAUCAACGCGCCGUACCGGAAGCCGCAUUUCAAGAUGGAGGCGGCGGCGGCGGCUGCUGCUGCUGCUGCUGCUGCUGCUGUGGAUGAAGGCGCGCCGGACCGUGGUCGCGGACCGAUGGCGACACCCGGAGGAGGAGGGCCGAGCAUCCCGGCGGCAACGUUGCCGGCACCGGCCAAGUCGCAGAUGUUCUCCAUCGUUCUGCCCGUCAUAGACGUCGAUAUCGACGAGGGCACCAAGCGGAGCCUGCAGGACGUGCAGAUCGGUGACGAGACCAGGCUGCUGCGGCCGCUCGAAUUGGCCGGGUCCCAGAGGGACGGCGCAGGGAACGACAGGAGAGGCGGGCCGCUGGCACCGGCGCCGGCGCAGAGACGGCACCCGCUCAGCGCGAUGCCAACGAACCUCCAGCACUACCUGUUCCCGCACCUGGCGCACUUUGACGCCAUGGCCAAGCUGCGCGCCAGCUUCACAAAGUCGGAGCUCCACGUGCCCCGGUCGCUGGACCAGUCGUACCACGAGUCGCUGGACGCCGCGGACCUGGCGCUGCGCAACGAGACACAGGUGCUGAUCCGGUACCUCGGCAGGGUUGAGGCCCGCAUCGCGGCGGCCGCGGCGGCUGCUAGACCCGACGCGGACGGAACAACCGCGACGGAGUCGGUGGCGGGCGGUCGACAGGCGGCCCUGACGGAGACGACGACGACACAGCAGCCGCAGCAGCAGCAAGCGGACCCGUUCCACAGGCACGUGCAACGGACGCUGUCGCGGCAGAGCAGCUCGAAGCAGAAGAAGACGGACGGGACCAAGGCGGAGUUGGGCCGGAUGGCGGGGCGGCAGGACCAGGCGAGCAGCGUGCAGGCCAAGAUCUCGCGGGAGAAGAGGCGGAUGGACCGGGAGAGAAGGAAGCAGAUCCUGGUCGUUGCGCAGCUCUGGGUCUGGAAGAUUGACGAGAAUACGGUCAUCAGCGCGUUCCCGGACCGGUGGGACGACAAGAACGCCAAGACGCUGCUGAACGGCAUCAAGCACCGGGUGCUGGGAAUGCGGGACAUCCGGUCGGGCGACGUGGACAUGAUGCGCAUCGUCGAGAGCAUCGUCGAGAGCGCGGCCGGGUACAGCGAGGAGGAGUUCCAUUUCCAGUUCGAGGGGCCGCGGAGCUACUGCAGCGUGUUCGCGGCGUCCAUUGCCAACAUUUCCAAUGAGGCGAUGAAGCGCUACGCCGACUUCAAGGCCACCAUCAGCAAGAUGGGCACGACCAAGACGGUGCUCGACGACCUGCGCGCCGAGAUCGAGCUGCUGCAGGAGAUUGACGACGUGCGAGAGGAGAUCAACAUGAUCAAGCGGGUGCUGCGGUCGCAGGAGCGCGUGCUCGACGAGUUCCGCGAGGCGGAGACGCCGCCGGACGCGCCGGCCAAGGCGUACAAGCACCCGACGCUCGACUUUUUCAAGAGGCUGGAGGAGGACGCGAACCGGGUGCGGGACUCGAUCACCACGUUGCUGGACCUGAGACAGAGAGAGGCCAACAUUGAAGAGGCGCUCUCUGCGAGCGAGCAGUCCAAGAUUCUCUUCAUCUUCACGGGGGCGACUGUCGUCUUUGCGCCAUUGUCCUGGGCUACUGGUAUCUUCCAAAUCGAAGUCGUCGGACUGGCACAGCCAACCACUGGCGGGAUCCUCCUCCUCGCAUGCUUCCUCAGCCUGGUGGCGACCGGGCUGCUCAUCGCGCUCUCGCUGCAGAUCUACGAGUUCGUCACGCAGGGGAAGGCCACGCAGCUAUGGUGGCGGACCACGGACUUCUUCGCCGUCUGGGGACUGGAGAAGCUUUCGACCCGGAGGCGCCACGGCAGGUCUGCGCCGCCGUCGUCGUUCGGCGCGUCGACGCAGCUGAGCCGGCAGGGGCGGUCGAGCCUCUCGCAGCAGCCGGCGGGGAGCACGGCGGCUGCUACUGCUGCUGCCACCGAGAGGAAUGGCGUGCGGAAGAGGCUCGCGGCGCUGACGGGGCACAGGGAGAGGAGCAAGGACGAGGAGAAGGGGUGGGCUAGGAAGCAGCACUGAUGGGAAGAAGGGGGGGCUACCGCUUUGCUAGAGAUGAUGAACUUUGAACUG
Colletotrichum navitas is the source of this 2113-nucleotide messenger RNA. RefSeq lists its product as uncharacterized. The transcript has 7 exons. The record is from RefSeq and is a predicted model, not a curated record. Gene Ontology annotation, molecular function: metal ion transmembrane transporter activity. Gene Ontology annotation, cellular component: membrane. Lineage: Eukaryota; Fungi; Ascomycota; Sordariomycetes; Glomerellales; Glomerellaceae. Bases 53 to 2062 code for a protein of 669 amino acids. Gene Ontology annotation, biological process: metal ion transport; transmembrane transport.